AUGGAUUCAGAGAAGAAAGCAUUGCCAAGUAUGAUACACCUUCCAGAACCAGAGCCAAUUAUAAUACAGAAGUCACAAGUGCCAGUGAAAACAUCCAGCGACAAGACCAAAAAGUAUUUGAUAACAGCAGUUAUAGUUGUUCUAAUGUUGCUGAUAACAUUGGGAGCAGUGUUCGCCAUAGUGAAAAUAACACAUAAAUACACAGAAGAAGCCAUCAAGGAGUACCACAUCACAGUAAGAGACAAUGAGAAGGAGACAAAUGAGACUGUAAAGGUGGACAAACCGAAUGGAAUGACAGAGGUUGACGCUCCAGAUCUUGACCUUGCUGUGUUCAAUGACUUCAAGAAGGGGUUAACAGUACUGAAGACUCACAUUGAAGAUGUGUAUGGCUGUUACAUGACACCAAUAAGCCAGGAUGAACUGACACCUGAGGCAACAGAGAGCUUCCUGCAGCACCAUCCAAAUGGCAAAGUUGACUUAGAAACUCCUGAAGACUUGACAAAUGUUCCAAAACUCAUGCCUGCUGAUGAAACUGUCAAAGACAGAAACUUCCUAAGUCAACAUGUACGAGAGGCAUGUGAGGGACUGCCACUUUACUGGCUGAUUCCUGCUCCAGAAGAAGUGGUGAGAGAGGGCCAAGGGGAAGAGAGUGAUGACAUGGUGGGUGGGAGAGAGGAUGAUGACACAUCACAAGAGGAACAGAGUGACAAAACGCAAGAACAAUCAGAGACAACACAGAGAAGAAUGGUAAAACGUAAGUUAAAACUAGAAACUAUCACAAUCUUUGCAGAUACAGACCAAAAAGACAGAAACACAAAAAUGGGCCUUACUUCAGCACCCGAUAUACAUAACUCUCUUAUCUCUACUUCUAAAACUUUGCACAUGUAA
Messenger RNA from Owenia fusiformis, 888 nucleotides. Lineage: Eukaryota; Metazoa; Annelida; Polychaeta; Sabellida; Oweniidae. The record is from the annotation of a GenBank genome assembly.